Molecule: messenger RNA, 14856 nt
Organism: Priceomyces carsonii
Lineage: Eukaryota; Fungi; Ascomycota; Pichiomycetes; Serinales; Debaryomycetaceae
Gene: MDN1
Product: AAA family ATPase midasin
Exons: 1
Coding region: 1-14856 (4951 amino acids)
Biological process (GO): ribosomal large subunit export from nucleus; ribosomal large subunit assembly
Cellular component (GO): nucleus; preribosome, large subunit precursor
Molecular function (GO): ATP binding; ATP hydrolysis activity
Source: RefSeq, a predicted model, not a curated record
AUGAAGAACAGUAUAUGCAUCAACUUGAGGGAAUGUGAUAAUCUUAUGGAAUUAUAUAAGACCACAUUUCCUCAAAAAUUACCCGUUGCACAAUUUGUGAUUGAUACUUCUUUAACUGUCAAAGAGAAUCUAAACAGAUUAGCGCUAUAUGGAUUACAUCCUACGACUACACCUGUUGUUGCAUUUGCAUACAGAGAUAUAAUACUUGAUAUUGUUGCAAGGUGGAUAAGCUUUCCAAAGGAAUUUGAGGAACAAUAUAGAAGAAACUAUACCGAUGAGGAAUGGAACAAUGUUAUCCCAGGUUCAAUCAUUUUACUCGCUUUAUCCAGAUUAAUAGGUUGUUGCGAUGAGUGUAUCAGUUUAACAGAGUUCUAUGUUACAAAAAUCAACUUUUUUGAAAAGUUAAGAUCAUUGUCGGAAUCGAAAGGAAUCAUAUCACAUAUUGAAUUAGAGCACAUUUUAUUGGCAUUUUAUAGAUUGGUCAACCACAAUCAUCUUACUUUUUCCAAAUAUGUUGAUACACGUGUUCUCUAUGGCAUUCUCGAAAUGAAGGAGAGUACCUAUGGCGUCUCGAAGUAUCUUGCAAUCCAAAUCUUAUCAGUAUAUCUAGGUGCUUCGGAAACUUCCCGGAUAAAGAUGAGUCAAAAUUAUCUAUCCUCAAAAGAUACUUUAGUAUCAUCUUACGAAACGGAUAAGGGUGUUGAUUAUGGGACCUUAGAAGUUCUUGAAGCAAAAAGGUUAUCCAAUUUUACUAAGUUAUUUGACAACAAGAAUACUGCACAAGUUGACUCAAAAUUUAAUAUGAUAAUUGAACCAGAGGACCUCAACCCCAUGGUUAUAUGUGUAUUCGGGAUACUAAUACCUGAUGUGAUUGGAAAGUCACUCCAGCAGACCACAGCCGAUGAUUUCAUCGCUACAGAGAAAGCAGUGACUGCUUUGAGAAAACUUGCAAAAUGUAUUCAACAUAACUCACCAAUUUUAUUGCAUGGAAAGCCUGGAUCGGGCAAGACAUUUUUAAUAAAUCAGUUAGCAAAAUUUAUGUCUUACAAAGACCGUAUCGUGAAGAUUCACUUGGGGGAGCAAACAGAUGCUAAGCUAUUGUUAGGAACCUACGCCUCAGGUGAGAAACCUGGCACCUUUGAGUGGAGAGCAGGCGUUCUUACAACGGCAGCAAAAGAAGGAAAAUGGGUAUUGGUAGAGGAUAUUGAUAGGGCUCCUACGGAAGUAUUGUCUGUUUUGUUGACUCUAUUAGAGAAGAGAGAACUUGUGAUACCUUCCCGCGGGGACACAAUCAGGGCUAAGAAUGGUUUUCAAAUCAUUGCUACUAUCAGAACCUCUUCUGAUUCUGUGCAACAUAUUCCAGACAUGAUAGGUGUGAGGUUAUGGAAGCUUAUAGAGCUCGAAGAGCCAGACGACAGAGACUUGAAGAACAUUCUUACGACAAAGUUUCCAUUACUUUCAAGGCUCAUAGAUCCCUUUAUCAAAUGCUACAAUUCCAUUGUGAAGAUAUACUCCCUGUCCUCAUUUAUAUCCUUAAAUAAGGGAUCGCAUCCUCGUAUAAUAUCUUUCAGAGAUGUAAUUAAGCUUUGUUCUCGCUGCAACCAGAUGCUCGAGAGAGAAGGUGUCACUAUAGAGACUCCGUUGUUUGAAUCAUAUAUAUUUCAGAAUAUUUUUGCAGAGGCUGUGGAUUGCUUUGGAAGCUCUAUUACUGAAUAUAAAGCGUUAGAACCGGUUAUACAAGCAAUCGGUGCAUCAUUAGAGAUACCUCACUCUCAGGUUAAAUACUUCAUGAACCUGCACGUUCCUCAAAUGUUAAAUGAUGGUGACAGGUUUAUAGUUGGUCGGGCAUCCUUACAGAAGUCAAUUUCGGAUAAACUAUUCAACAAAAAAGUGACGGGUAGUAAUACCUCUUUUGCAAAAACAAAGCAUUCACUCAAAUUAAUGGAACAGCUCGGAGUUUCUGUGUUAAUGGCAGAGCCAGUGCUACUUGUCGGUGAAACAGGUACAGGUAAGACAACUGUAGUUCAACAACUUGCAAAAACGAUGAAUAAAAAGCUUACCGUAAUAAACGUAUCUCAACAAACGGAGUCGGGAGAUUUAUUAGGAGGUUACAAGCCUGUUAGUACUAGAACUGCUGCAUUACCUCUUCAGGAAACUUUUGAGACUUUGUUCAUUGCAACAUUUUCGAAAAAGAGAAAUGAGAGGUUCUCUCAAAGUUUAUCUAAAUGCUUUAAUAAGAGCCAGUGGAAGAAUGUUGUCAAGCUAUGGAAGGCAGCUUUAGAAAUGGCAAAAGAUGUUUUAAAAGACAACGUCUCCAAUGUAGAUGACUCUGAGGGUCCUCGAAAGAAGCGUAAGUUGAGAUCAGAAGAAAAAUCCCUCCUUAUGCAAAAGUGGGCAGAAUUUGAGAAGAGUGCAGAUGAUUUCGAGCUUCACUCCUCAUUACUUGAUAACUCGUUUGUCUUCAAUUUUGUAGAAGGGUCGCUCGUAAAAGCUGUCAAAAAUGGUGAUUGGCUUUUGUUGGAUGAAAUCAAUUUGGCAUCUUCUGACACGUUGGAGAGCAUUGCUGACUUAUUGUCGGAUUCGAUUGAUGAAAGAUCGAUUUUACUUAGUGAAAGAGGUGAUAUCGAGUCUAUUAAGUGUCAUCCAGAAUUUAGAAUAUUUGGAUGUAUGAAUCCAUCAACAGAUAUCGGUAAGCGCGAUCUUCCAUCCAGUAUUCGUUCCAGAUUCAGUGAAAUUUACGUUCAUUCUCCAGAUAGAGAUAUACAAGACUUACUCGCAAUUAUUGACCGAUAUAUCCACCGAUUUGCCUUGACAGAUGAAUGGGUUGGUCAAGAUAUUGCAGAGCUAUACAUGGAGGCUAAAGAGUUAGCAAAUUCAAAAAGUAUCGUGGAUGGAGCAAAUCAGACUCCACAUUUCAGUAUUAGAACUUUGACUAGAACCUUGAUCUAUGUGUGCGAUAUAGCUCAGGUGUAUGGUAUCAGGAGAGCAUUAUACGAAGGAUUUUGCAUGUCGUUCUUAACACUCUUGGACUUGAAGUCUGAGCAAAUUCUUCGUCCAGUAAUUGUAAAAUAUACUAUUGGCAAAUUAAAGAAUUCAAAAUCAGUGAUGAACCAAUGUCCACCUGCUCCAAAAUCUAAUACUGAGCAUUACGUUCAGUUUAGACAUUACUGGUUAAAACAAGGUCCUAUUGAAUUAAUACCCCAAGACCAUUACAUUAUUACUCCGUUUGUUGAGAAAAACUUGCUAAAUUUGGUUAGAGCAAUUGCUGGAAGGAGGUUCCCAGUUUUGAUCCAAGGACCAACUUCUGCUGGUAAGACAUCGAUGAUUAACUACUUGGCUAACAUUACUGGUCACAAGUUUGUUCGUAUCAAUAACCAUGAGCAUACAGAUUUACAAGAAUAUCUCGGAACUUAUAUUUCUGAUUCCACAGGUAAGUUAGUUUUUAAGGAGGGUAUAUUAGUAAGGGCCUUGAGGGAAGGACAUUGGAUCGUUCUAGACGAAUUAAACUUGGCCCCGACAGAUGUUUUGGAAGCAUUGAACCGUUUACUUGAUGAUAAUAGAGAAUUAUUCAUUCCCGAAACACAGGAAGUUGUCCAUCCGCAUCCCGACUUUAUGCUAUUUGCAACUCAGAAUCCACCUGGGAUCUAUGGUGGAAGAAAGAUACUUUCAAGAGCUUUCCGUAAUAGAUUUUUAGAGUUACAUUUCGAUGAUAUUCCCCAAGAUGAACUAGAAAUUAUUUUGAGGGAACGAUGCAAGAUUGCACCGUCAUAUGCAAAGAAGAUCGUUGAGGUUUACCACGAAUUGUCAGUCCAAAGACAAUCCACUAGAUUAUUCGAACAAAGAAACUCUUUUGCAACCUUGAGAGAUUUAUUUAGAUGGGCUUUUAGAGAAGCUAUAGGCUACGAAGAGUUAGCGGCAAAUGGAUAUAUGCUACUUGCGGAAAGAGUAAGGAAAGUCAAUGAGAAGGGUAUCGUUAAAGACAUCAUCGAGAAAGUGAUGAGAGUUAAGUUGGAUAUGGAAGCAUACUACGAGAAGUUGGAGGACAAAUCUCUUUUUAACGAAUCAUCAAUAAUUUGGACAAGGGCUAUGCGCCGUCUCGCGGUUCUUGUUUCUACCAGUAUCAAAUAUAAUGAGCCUAUUUUAUUAGUAGGAGAAACUGGAUGUGGUAAAACGACUGUUUGUCAAGUGCUAGCAAAAAGACUUGGAAAAGAUCUUUCAGUGGUUAAUGCGCAUCAAAAUACCGAGACUAGUGAUAUUUUAGGUGCUCAGAGACCAGUGCGUAAUAGAUAUGAGGUACAGGGUAGACUUCUUAACAACUUAAUCAAGGUGUUAAGUGAUGAAGGCAUCGAACUCCCUUUGAAUGAAGUAAGAUUGGACGAAUUGAUAAAACGGUACGAUUCCUUGGAAAAAAUUUCAGAAGCCGACCAAAGUCUUCGUGAUGAAAUAGAUUUUGAUAGGAAGCGUUGCUCCGCAUUGUUUGAAUGGAACGACGGUCCCUUGACGCAAGCUAUGAAGAAAGGAAACUUUUUUCUCCUUGACGAAAUAUCUUUAGCAGAUGAUUCGGUGUUGGAGAGAUUUAAUUCCGUAUUGGAGCCUGAAAGAAGCUUAUUGUUAGCUGAAAAGGGUCUGGAUGAUUCUUUCAUAGUGGCAAAUAAAGGCUUUGAGUUCUUCGCUACAAUGAACCCUGGAGGUGACUAUGGUAAGAAAGAACUUUCUGCUGCAUUGAGGAAUAGGUUCACGGAGAUCUGGGUACCUUCGAUGGAUGAUUUCGACGACGUUAGACAAAUAGUUAGCUCCAAAUUGGAUUCUGAUUCGCCUUCGUUAUGUGAUUCCAUAGUCUCAUUCUCAGAGUGGUUUGGAAAUAGAUUUGGAGGAGGUAAAGCUGAUAGUGGAGUUAUAUCUCUUCGAGACAUCUUGGCUUGGAUCGAUUUCAUUAAUAUUAUGUUAAAUCAUAUGAGUGCAGAGGAAGCUUUUCUCCAAGGAGCUUGUAUGGUGUUUGUCGAUGCUUUAGGAACUAAUAAUACUGCAUUUUUGGCAGAAAAUGAAACACGAUUGAAUGAAAAUAAACGAGAAUGUAUUUCAAGACUUUCAGAAACUAUGGGGAAAGAUUUAUUUCCAUUUUUUGAUCAAAAUGUUGAGGUGCGCCUUGAUGAUGUCAAGCUUACAUGUGGAGCCUUUUCAAUUGCACGUAGAGCUUCUUUAGUAAGUGAAUCUUUCAAUUUAGAGGCACCAACGACUGCUAAGAAUGCAAUGCGAGUCAUUAGAGCUAUGCAAGUCUCUAAGCCUAUCUUGUUGGAAGGCAGUCCUGGUGUAGGAAAGACUAGUUUAAUCUCAGCUUUGGGAAAAUUGAGUGGUAACCCGUUGGUUAGAAUAAAUUUAUCAGAGCAAACUGAUUUGGUUGAUCUUUUUGGAUCAGAUGCACCUUCUGAAGGUGGAAAGACAGGCGAGUUUGUUUGGCGUGAUGCACCAUUUUUGAGGGCAAUGCAAAAGGGAGAAUGGGUUCUAUUAGAUGAAAUGAAUUUAGCUUCUCAGUCAGUUUUAGAAGGACUUAAUGCUUGUUUAGACCACAGAGGACAAGCUUACAUACCAGAGUUAGAUAGGUCCUUCUAUCGGCAUCCUGAAUUUAAAGUAUUCGCGGCCCAGAAUCCACAAUACCAAGGAGGAGGAAGGAAAGGGCUUCCAAAGUCCUUCAUUAACCGUUUCACGGUGGUCUACGUAGAUGUAUUGAAAUCUAAUGAUUUGGACCUAAUUUCUCAACAUUUAUAUCCGAAGAUCAAUGAUGAGGUUCGAACUAAAAUAAUAUCUUUCAUAUCCAAAUUAGAAAGUGAGGUUGUAAUUGAGAGAAAUUGGGGAUCAUCCGGGGGACCCUGGGAGUUCAAUUUACGUGAUACAUUGCGUUGGUUAGAGUUAUUAAAUUCUUCGUUCUGUCAAAGUCCAGUUGAUCCUAGUGAGUUCCUAAGCCUUAUUGCAAGCCAAAGAUUCAGAACUUCAGAUGACAGAAAGAAAGUAAAUGAUUUAUUUGAAUCAGUUUUUGGAAAAAGGAACCCGAAAGAUACCUAUUUUAACCUCGGAAGUGAAUUUGUUCAAGCUGGAAACGCAAUAAUGAAGAGAAAAGUUGUUCAGCAUCACCUAAGUGGGACCAAUAUCUUGCCUUUGCAAUGCAACUAUCAAAUAUUGGAAUCUGCAAUAAGAUGUGUAAAUCAUAAAUUACCCUUGCUUAUUACAGGUCCCUCGAAUUCGGGGAAAACGCAAUUGAUAAGGUACUUAGCAAACGUAGUAGGUGCUCAGGUGGAUGAAUUUGCGAUGAACAAUGACGUGGAUUCGAUGGAUAUUCUUGGUGGAUAUGAACAAGUAGAUCUUUUUAAGGCCGUUGGAGGAUUUAUUUCGAAAGCUCGCGAACAAAUGUCUUAUUGGAUGCUAGAGAAACUAGGAAGUGUUAAUGCUGCUGACAUAGAGCCACUCGCCACUGUCUUAGAGGUGUUUACGUUUAUUGACUCACACGAAAUUAACUUAUCAAAUUUCAAAGAAUUUCAGGACUUCAUAGAAUCGCGUCUUUAUCAGAUUUCAGAGUUUAAAGGAUUACUCGAAUCUAGUGCUUUUAUAGGCAAAAAGCUUCAAAAACAAAGUAGUGUUCGCUUCGAAUGGUUUGACGGUCUUCUUGUCCAAGCGGUUGAAAAAGGUAAUUGGUUGAUUUUGGACAACGCUAAUUUAUGUAACCCAUCAGUUCUUGAUAGAUUGAAUUCCUUAUUGGAGACUGAUGGCGUUCUCACUAUUAAUGAAUGCAGUUCUGAAGAUGGUCUGCCUAGAGUGAUUAAGCCUCAUCCCAAUUUCAGAUUAUUCUUGACUGCGGACCCUAAAUAUGGCGAGCUUUCAAGAGCAAUGCGUAACAGAGCCGUUGAAAUAUAUAUCGACAAAACUGAUGAAAGAGCAACCUUUUGGGACCAUAAACUUCUCGGUCUUUAUGGAAAUGGUGCGAACAGCUGUGAGAAGCCAAUGACAGCAUUUAUUGCACUGAAUAACUCACUUGUGAGACAAUUUGCUGUUUUCAACGACUCAAUUGAGCAAUAUAGAUACAAAAACGUUAAGAAUAUGGAGAAGCUUACUAGCGCCCUUUUGAGUAUCUCUUCAUUUGUUACGUUAAGAGAACUCGAGAACUGGAAUGAUGUGUUCACUUCAUCAAAUGAAUUUGAUGAUAAGUCAAAAUAUUGUUUCUCCAGUAUUUCGAGCAAGCUCCAAUUAAUGAUCAAAUUAGAUAUUCUCUCGUAUUUUGUUCAGAUUUACGACGAGCUUUCGCUUGAAAAGGUUUGCACUGGCUACGACCAGUUCCAAUCUAUCCAUCCUCUUAUUAAUCCGUUGGCUAUUACUUUGAUUCUGGAUGGCUCACCUUUAAAAUCUUCUGAGCCAACUUACGCUAUUGAGAAUCUCGAAAGAAUUCAAAAUACAUCGAAUAAAAUUUUGCGUUUGGAAGAAAGGGCUGUUACUGGGAAACUUAAUGAAUUGUCAUACACAGAGAGAUCAGCGGCCGUUAAUUUAGGAAGGAACAUUAAGAGACCUCCCAGGUUUGACGUGUACAAACUAAUCAAAUGUGCCAGUGAAUUCGUUGUUAAAUUUUUCGAACAGUAUUUUCAUGAACAACCUUUCAAAAGACAUGGUAUCUUUAAGUCAUUACAUGAUUUACAGAUACUUUUGGUAUGCUUAUUGAAAACAUCAAAUAGUAGUAGUGAACCUAAGAUUAGAGUAUUUAAAGAUCUAAUGACUGAUUGGGCAGAGCACCAAGUCCAGGGUAAAUUAACUACAUCUUAUUUAGCUGAUCUUGAAUCCUUUGGGAAAGAAUUAUUAUUAUCCACUGGAAAUUCGAUGGGUAUUAUAUGGGAAACUUUCAGAUCUCAAUACCCACAGUCUCAAAGAUCAUGGGAUAACUGUAUCAUGUUGAUAAACUUGGCAGGAGAGCUUGAUAAGGUCGUGAGUUUGCAAUUUCACGAGGUAAGUAAUGAAAUUCUUGACUUGAGAAACUUGAUCUGUCAAUACUACAAUGGCAUCAUAUCUGGUGAAGUUACAACCCAGGAAUUCAAUACAUUCUUCAAUAGUUUGAGUGAUGGUAUAGAUAGACUAAAGAGAAUAUCAGGAUCGUUUCUAUGUGUUCGCCAAAAUAUUCUCAAGAAAGAAUUUGCUUUGCUCUGUAAUUUUAUGGAGACAUCGAUGAUUUCUAAGUUUGAGCUAGACUCAGAAAAAUUAUCUAAAUUAGCAGUUUUAACAGACAGGCACACCAUGAGCUUAACAAGGCUAAAAAAUAAGAAAAUAUUCGCUCCUUACCCAACAAUCCUUGAUAAUUUAUGGGAACAUCUGGUAGACAAUUAUGAAUCAUCAGUCUCUGGGCUUUUUUCAACGGAAUUAAUUUCCUCUACUAUCCAGAAAUUACAUUUAAUACCGAGCGGACCAGGAAAAUAUUUACAACAGAAUAUAGAUGAUCUUGAUCUUUUAGCCAAGUACCUGAUUAGUGAUUCUAAAGCUGUUUUGAACGACCAGAAGGUCAUAUUUACUAAUUUAUUAGUAAACUGGUUUCUUGAGUUGCUUUCAGCUCAUCGUUCUACGUUUCCGGACAGCUUUCAAGAAGAAAUUAGCAACUUAUCAACAAUACGUGUGGAAGAUCUCAAAGUAUCUCCUGAGCAUCUUUUGAAACUAAUUCAAAGCUCCGAAAAUGACCAAUUUAUAAAAGUUUGCGAAGAGUUUAUGAUCCCAGCUUUACAUCUUGCAUUGAAGGGAAACUCAAUCCGUGCAUUAGGAAAGGCAUGGGUCAUAUUCUCAUGCGGGGCCAUUCAGUUAUUUGUUCCGAGCUCAGCAUUUGAUCCUGCGAUCAAGGAACAUGUGGUUUAUGAAGUAUUUUCAAAGCAGCAGGAGUCGUCAAGAGAACUUGUUGAAGCAUGGAAAUCCGUCAGAGUCGUAGACAGAGGUGAUAAUAAUAUUUUACUUGAAAACUUUUUACCAUCCUUGAAUGAUUCAGAGAAACCUCUGAAACCAAGAGUAUUUAGAGGAGAUGCACCUGUCGAACCACUUUUCGAAGAAUGGAACGCUUUCAUGGAAUCUUCAGUUGAUGUCCGCCCCAUCAGAUCUUUAUUAGAUUCUGCUGAAAACCUUAAUCAAUCUAGUUUCAAGAUCGUAGAAACAUUUCAAAGAAAUUCGAUGCAGUUCCUUCAUAGGUUGUCUGCAAACUAUAUUUUGUUUUCGGAUCUAAAUGACAUAUUGAAGGGCUACGUUCUCGGCCUAAAGCUUGGUUUGGAGUUGGUCACUAUGACUGAUCCAGAUUUAGGUCGUGGAACAUUUACAGCCUUGGCACCCACUGAUGCAGUUGCUAUGACAAGUGAAUCAUUUAUAUCAGAAGGGUUCGAUGAAGUUAGGGAAUUGGUCAAGCUGUUAGACUUGGACUCUACUGUACCCGAGCUUGUGAUGAUAUACUAUAUCCAGUUGUAUUUCGGCCACACUAGCGAGAGUCGAGUGAAAUUGGACUCUGUUUUGAAGCAAGCUUUCCAGUUGCUCUACUACAGGUGGACUUUACGUAAGUUGAAAGCUGACGAAGCUCUUACUCAGAGCAACCUGCUUUACAAAUAUACCGAAAAAUCAGCGGAAGAAGAUUUCAGAUCAUUAUUCCCGGAUUAUGAGGACGUCAUGGGAAUCAGCAUAGAAUCAAAGUCUAAAGAUUCUAAUUUUGAAGAUGUCUAUCAAAGAAUCGCUAGAAUAUACAUUGAUGCUUUCUUAUUUGAUAAAGCUACUAAAAUUGAAAGCUUAGUUCAGGAAGGAUCUGAUUUAUCUGUUUUAAUCGCACCCUAUGUUGGAAAGGGUCCUUCUGAGACUAUCAAGUCGUCUUACUUCGCUGCAUUGAUUAUGAAGUUUGGUUCAACGAAGGAGGAAUUCUCUACGAAUGCAACCAAGUUAAACUUUUACUAUGAUAACUCCACUGUUGAGUCAAAGAAUGCCAUAUCAAUAGUUAGCUCACUUUACGAACGAACAUGUGCCUUACUUGACGAAUGGCCGGAACAUUCUACCCUUCAAAACAUAGCAAAGUCAGCAGAUGAGUAUUUAAUGCUACCGGCGAAUACUCCCAUUGCCAGAUUAUUACAGAAGAUUGAACAAAUUUACACGUUUAUUGCAGAAUGGGAAAAGUAUGCAUCUAAAAGCGUUUCUCUUAAGUCUUACUUUGACAGAUUGACACAUUUAAUUGUGUCUUGGAGAAAAUUAGAAUUAUCAACUUGGCGAGCUCUCUUUGAAUAUGAAGAUGCAGCUGUAGAGAAAGACAUUGGAAAAUGGUGGUUCCAUUUGUUUGAAACGAUUAUAAUUCCAGAAUUGUCCGAAACCGAAGAGUACGAGAAAGAUACCAUCAAGCUAAUAUCUGCAUUGAAUCUAUUCAUGAGCGAUGCAAAGUUUGGGGAAUUUGAACAUCGCUUAAAUUUACUCAAGGCAUUUGGAAAUCAUGUUUUUAUGAUUUCAUCGAAUAACACUACAAGUGAUUCUCUUGCCAAUGUUGUAACCUUUUAUAGCCAAUUUCUUCCUCUUGUGAAGGAAAAUAUUGUGAAAGUUAAAAAGGGACUAGAAAAAGACGUUUCCGAGGUUAUCUUACUAGCUAGCUGGAAAGAUGUUAACAUUGAUGCUCUUAAGCAAAGCUCUAGAAGGUCUCAUAAUAAUCUUUACAAAAUUGUUAGGAAGUAUAGAUCGCUUUUGGCUUCUCCAGUGGGCCCACUAAUCGAGCAAGGAAUCUCACCUGAUGUGAAGUGUUCUGAUUCCUUGACCCCAUUACCUUCAUUACCUAGAAUCAACUUGGAUGAAAGGAUCUCAGAUAUUUGUCAAAGAAUAGACACAUGGUCAUCUAGACCUAAGAGACUCCAAAACAUUACUAUCGUUGAGAAAAAUAUGGAAAAUUACAUUAAUCAACUUGUUGCAGAGAAAAACCCUGACCUAUAUGGGUUUGCAAAGGAUUUACUCUUUGACAUGGAACGUCUUCGAGAUGAAACACCCAAGGAGCUUACGAAGGAAAACAAGAGGCAAGUAUCUGCCCUCAAGACUCAAAAAUUGAAAUUGAUCAGCAAUACCUUAAAAGAGCUUCGUCGUAUGGGUCUCAAAACUAAUAUUAACCCCAAGAUUCAUAAAGUUCAAACGACGGUAAAUCUUAUAUUAAGCAAUAGCAAGUCUUUUGAUGGCACUUCCCUCAAGGGUUGCGAUCUGUACUACUUUAGACUCUUAGAUUUACUUCCGAGAUUGAGAGCUUCAGUAAACAAGGUUGCAGAAGAUGCUCCGCAAGGAGAUGCCGAGAAGGGACUUGCUGCAGUAGAAAAUGUUCUUUUCUCGUUGAUUACAACUCGUGGAAAGCUAUUUGAGCUAUCUAACGGUGUUGAAAAAUUACUGAUGCUAUUUAACACUUUUCUGGAAGUCUCAGAUUUAAGUAACUCCCUGGCUAAGUUAAACGCCUGCUCUAAGAUUGAAUCUGCUAAAAUAAAUAUGAAGCAUAUCGAAAGUGCUAUAUUUUGGUUACCACAACUAUUUGAUUAUACACUCAGAAUUUUUGAUUCGCUCAGCAAUUUUGGAAUUUCCGCAAACUUAGAGUCGUUUGAUAGCAUGAGGCGAAAGUUGAACGAACUUGAUUUGAAAGGCAAGAAGCUCUUCUUUAAGCCCUAUUCUCAAGAAGCUGUCGAAUAUAUUAAGGAAUUCAGAUUUUAUGUUGAUGAAGUAACCUCUACUUUAACAGAAUGGAGGGAACAAAACCAGUCACUUGCAUUUGUAGCUAACAUCAUUCUUGGAUGGUUAACGAAUGCUGUUAGAAAUGAUUCGCCAGAGUCUAUAGCAAUGAAACAGGAAUGUGAUUUUGAGGCAGUCAAAAGUGCUGAGAAAUCAUUGAGGCAAAUAUCAAACUUGACGAUCUUAGCAGUUCAAAGAGUGACUGAAAUUAGAAGUGAAUCAAUAAGUGAGGAGGAUGAUAAUUGGCUAGUUUCGUCACAACAGAGGCUUUUCAGUAUGAUAAAAAUUUGCAACUAUCGCCAAAUUACCGGACUGUUAGAGAAGUUCUUUGAAAUUAUAUUUAAUAUUGAACAUGAUAACGAAACAUCCGAAUUGACAACAGCCAUGGCAGCAUUUACUUUACCACUCUUGCAACACUACCUUAAACUUGUUCGUGUCAUAUUUGAAAGGGCCCGCGAAAACUACGCAAAAACGUCAAGGGCCACCUAUAUUUUGUCAAAUGUAUUAUAUACCUUGGCUUCAAAGGGUCUUUGUUCUCCAGAAAAACCUUCUGAAUCGAAAGAAGACAACAAUUUACAAGAAGGCGAGGGUCUAGGUGACGGCGAAGGUGCUACAAAUAAAUCUAACGAUAUGGAUGAAGACAUCUCUGAUGAUGAUUUAGAGCAUAAUAAUGAAAACCAGGAUGAUUCUAAAGAUGAUGACGAAAAGGAGGCUGCCGAUGCAUCAGGUCAAGUAAAUGGCGACUUAGAAGAUGCAUCUGACCAAGAAGAGAAUGAUGAAGAUAAAGAGAAUGACGAAGAUGAAGAGUUGGAUGAAGAAGUAGAUGAUAUCGACGAUUUAGAUCCUAAUGCUAUAGAUGAAAAGAUGUGGGAUGAAGAAGCACAAGAUGAUAGUAAAGAAAAAGAAACUGACCAAAAGAUGGAUCAAAUGAACAAGGAUGAAGAAAUGGAAGCAAAUGAGGACACGGAACAAAAUAGUGAUCAAGCAAAUAAAGAGGAACAAAAAGAUGAAAACGCUAUUGAAAAAGAUGACGUACCGGAUCAGGAAGAGGAAGAUAAAGAUGCAGACGAACAAGACGUAGGAGAACAAGAUGAUGAAGUUAGAGCAGAAGAAAAUGAACAACUUGAAGAGAAUGUUGAGCAAUCUGAGGCCCUUAACUUGCCAGAGGAUAUGAAUCUUGACGAAGAUGAUGACGGUGAAGACGAUGCAGAUGGGUCGGAAGAUGGAAAAGACGACCUAAACGAUGAAUUAGACGCCGAAGAAGUGAUAGAAGAAGAAGAAGAGUCUUUGGACAACAAAGAACAAGACAAUUUCGAGGAUAAAGUUGAGAAUGACCUGGAAGGAGGCGAUUCUCCAGAUGAAUCUAAUGAAGAGGAAAUUGAUCACGAUGAUUUGAAGGAUGAAGCUCCAAGUGACGCUGAAAAUGAAAAAGGCGACGAAGCUUCGAAUGAUGAAGAUAUAUCAGUAGAUGGUGAUGAUAUAAAUGAGAAUGAGAAAACUGAAGAUAACCCAGAAAAUGGAAAUGAGGAGUCCCUUGAAGGUGCCGAAGGAGGAUUAGAGGAGGCUGCUAAUGAUGAUAUAGACAUGGAAUCUGCUGUCAAGCAAGAAAGCGGAAGUAGAAGCGAAGGUGCUGAUAGUGAGGUUGCAGAUGAAAAAGAUGAUAUAGGUGCUUCUGGGAGUGCUUCAACAGAAGUUCAGCAAGACGAAUCUAAUUCAGAAAGUAAAAAUGAUGCUCGUGAUCUCGCCAAAGAAUCUUUGAAACAGUUAGGUGACUCUUUAAAAGAGUUCCAUAAACGACAUCAAGAAAUUAAAGAAGCGCGUAUUGAAGAUGAAGAAACCAUAGAUGAAUCAGCUAAUACCAGACCGGAUGAAUUUCAGCACGUUGAAGGAGAGAAUUCAAAUUUUGACACUCAAGCUAUGGGUGCAGCGGAUAAAGAGCAAACGCAAGCUUUAGAUGAUGAUAAGGCAAUCGAAGAUGAUCUAGAGGAGGCACCAGAUAUGAAAGAUGCGCCAGAAGAUAAAGAGGACGAUAUGGAUGUCGAUGAGAUGAAUGAAUCUAAAGAUAAUGAUCUUGAUGCUGAUUUAGAUAAGAAUCCCCAAAUGGAAUCUUCUGAAAAGGCGGCAGGGGAGGUAAAAAAUGAAGUCGAAGAAGCAAGCGAGACGUUAAAAAAUGAAUUUGAAGAUGAGCUAGAAGAUGAGUUUCUUGAUAACGAGAUUGGUUUGGAUUCUCUCAAAGUCAAUGAAACGUCGGAUGUCCCUCCGCUUGACAUUGAGACAGCGAGGGAGAUUUGGAAGGAAAGUGAAAUGGCAACGCAAGAACUUGCAUCGGGAUUAUGUGAACAAUUAAGGUUGAUCUUGGAGCCUACUGUUGCUACUAAAUUAAGAGGAGACUUCAAGACUGGUAAGAGAUUAAACAUGAAGAGAAUUAUUCCAUAUAUCGCUUCAGAUUUUCGAAAGGAUAAGAUCUGGUUAAGAAGAACUAAACCAUCGAAAAGACAGUACCAAGUUAUGAUAGCAGUGGAUGAUUCCAAAUCCAUGAGUGAGAGCAAGUCAACAGAGUUAGCUUUUCAUAGCAUAGCUCUCGUUGCCAAAGCAUUAACUCAAUUGGAAAGUGGGGGACUUUCGAUUGUUAGAUUCGGUGAAGAUGUUAAACUUAUUCAUCCUUUCGAUAAGCCGUUCAAUAACCAAGAAACUGGCGCUAGAGUAUUUCAAUGGUUUGAUUUCCAGCAAGCUCGUACAGACGUGAAGGAACUUUGUGCCAAAUCUCUUAGAAUUUUUGAAGAUGCAAGAGCCACCACAAACUCAGACUUAUGGCAAUUGCAGAUCAUUAUAUCCGAUGGUGUUUGUGAAAACCAUGAAACCAUUCAAAGAUUGGUGAGAAAAGCUAGAGAAGAGAAAAUAAUGUUAGUAUUUGUCGUCAUUGAUGGUAUUAACUCCAAUGAGUCUAUAAUGGACAUGAGUCAAGUUUCAUAUAUUACUGAUGAAGAUACUGGAUCAAUGAAAUUAAAAGUUGACAAAUACUUGGAUAGCUUUCCGUUUGAGUUUUACGUGAUUGUGAAGAACAUUAACGAACUUCCUGAAAUGUUAUCGUUAAUAUUAAGACAAUAUUUUUCAGAAAUGGCAUCAGCAUAA